Molecule: messenger RNA, 1872 nt
Organism: Penicillium diatomitis
Lineage: Eukaryota; Fungi; Ascomycota; Eurotiomycetes; Eurotiales; Aspergillaceae
Gene: kexA
Product: serine-type carboxypeptidase kexA
Exons: 3
Coding region: 1-1872 (623 amino acids)
Biological process (GO): proteolysis; apoptotic process
Cellular component (GO): trans-Golgi network
Molecular function (GO): serine-type carboxypeptidase activity
Source: RefSeq, a predicted model, not a curated record
AUGCGAUCAUGGUCUAUAUCUACGCUGCUAGCUCCGACGCUAGCAGCAGCAGUAGCAGCCAAGUCAGCUGCUGACUACUUUGUCCACUCGCUGCCUGGCGCUCCAGAUGGCCCAUUACUGAAGAUGCACGCUGGCCAUAUCGAGGUGGACGAAGAGCACAAUGGCAACCUCUUCUUCUGGCACUACCAAAACCGACAUAUUGCGAACCGACAACGGACGGUGAUCUGGUUGAAUGGAGGGCCUGGGUGCAGUUCAAUGGACGGCGCAUUGAUGGAGGUGGGACCAUACCGGCUCAAGGAUGACCAUACGCUGGAAUACAAUGAUGGAUCAUGGGAUGAAUUCGCCAAUCUACUCUUCGUGGAUCAGCCGGUCGGAACGGGCUUCAGCUACGUCAAUACGGACAGCUACCUCCAUGAGCUAGGGGAGAUGUCGGCUCAGUUCAUUGUGUUUUUGGAAAAGUUUUUCGAGCUUUUCCCAGAGUACGAGCGGGACGAUCUCUAUCUGGCGGGAGAGUCGUAUGCCGGCAUGCAUAUCCCGCAUAUUGCGACAGCUAUCCUCGAGCGUAACAAAAAAGCCGAGAAGGCGGAACAGACGUCAUGGCCAUUGAAGGGAAUAUUGAUUGGUAAUGGCUGGAUCUCGCCCUACGAUCAAUCCCCAUCCUACUUUGAGUUCAGUAAAGCUAUGGGGUUGAUUGAAGAAGGCACCGAUGCUUAUCGCCAGAUCGAAGCUCUCAACACGGUCUGCCUCGCUGCGCUCGAGGACCCUCACAGCAAGGAGAUGGUGAACAUCGGUCAGUGCGAGGAAGUCCUACAUGGAAUCACAGAGUUGGGUGUCGAUGAAGGGAAGUGUGUUAACACUUACGACGUUCGCUUGGAAGACACAUACCCCGCUUGCGGUAUGAACUGGCCGCCAGACUUGACCAAUAUCACACCAUACCUCCGUCGCCAGGAUGUGAGAAGCGCGUUGCAUAUCAACGCUGCAAAGACGGCGGGCUGGACUGAGUGCAGUGGCGCAGUGAGCACAGCGUUCCGUGCCAGUCACUCUGUCCCUGGUGUCCAAUUACUUCCCGGGUUGCUAGAGUCGGACGUCAAUGUUCUUCUCUUCAGUGGCGAUCAGGAUCUGAUCUGCAACCACCUCGGCACUGAGACUCUGAUCCAUAAUAUGAAAUGGAAGGGAGCCACUGGCUUUGAAACCGAUCCGGGAGUCUGGGCCCCCCGUCACGAUUGGAGCUUCGAAGGUGAAUCCGCCGGACUGUACCAGUACGCUCGCAACCUGACGUACGUGCUCUUCUACAACGCCAGUCACAUGGUCCCCUUCGACCAGCCGCGUCAAUCGCGCGACAUGCUGGACCGGUUUAUGGGCGUCGACAUUGCCAGUAUUGGCGGCAGCCCUACCGACUCGCGCAUCGAUGGGGAAAAGCUGCCUCAGACAUCGGUCGGGGGCCACCCCAACAGCACCGCCGCCGAAGAACAAGAAUAUAAAAAGGUCAAGGAGGCCGAGAACCACGCGUAUGCCAAGUCCGGCGAAGCCAUUCUGGUUAUUGUGAUUAUCGGCGUGAGUGUCUGGGGCUUCUUCAUCUGGCGUUCGCGCCGUUCCCACCGAGGGUAUCGCGGAGUGAAGAACCCUGACAACCGAGCCCGAUCUGGGUCCGGCGCGGCGACUCGGUCCGGACCUGGAUCUGUGCUCGAUCGUUUCCACAAUCAAAGGUCAAAGAAUGCGGACGUGGAGGCGGGAGACUUUGAUGAGUCCGAGUUGGAUACUCUGCACUCACCGGGUGUUGGGGGUCACGAGAAUUACCUUGUUGGCGAUGAUCUCAGCGACGACGACGAGAUUCAUCGUUCAACAAGUAGUCGUCGACCGGCAGCGUCUUGA